CCAAUCAGCAUGCUAUCUGAAUAAAAGUUGUUUUCUGUCUGCAAAUUCCAUGCCGGUAGUUUCAUAUUUGUAAAUAAUAAUGUCUACUCAUUGUCAUGUUACUCCCCAUUAAUUUAAAAUUUGUGUUAGAAGUUACAAGCUCUUAUUACUUAUGAAAACUAAAAGGAUUUAAUUUUCUUUUACCUUGUUUUAUUAUUUUAUAUGAUCAUGAUUUAAUGUUUAAUAUAGUGAUAUUGUCAAUUUUUAACUAAAUCAAUUACCUUAUUUACAUGGCAUUUCAAGAAAACUCCAAUAAAGAAAGAUUUUCCUUGUUGCUUCUUGAGCCAGGUGAAAUUUAUUUUGAAGAUUACAGCUGUUAUUGUUAUCCAGGAAAAAUAUCUGAAAGUGAAGCAUGUCGACGAAACCAGAAAGGUCGUCUGAAAGUUUGCUCUAAAUCUAUUCUAUUUGACCCUAAAGAUGUGUGCAAUCCUAUUCUUAAGCUCCCUCUUCGUGAUUGCCGGUCAGUUGAAAGAUGGCAAGGAUCAUUGCUUUCAAAGAUUGACAAAGGAAAUGUUAUAUUUGUUGAAUGUGAUCAAGUGAUUGAAAUGUUAGAUGGGAACUUUAUAGCUCCAUAUAAAUUUAAAAGAGAAAAAACCACAUUUUUAUUUGCCCUCCAGUAUGUAUCAGCAAAUGAUUGUGUGGCUCAGAUAUCUCAAUUAAAAAGAGCAUCUCAAUUAGCUAGUGCUGAACAAGCUUCUAUGAUUGCUGCAAUUGUAAGUUGCCGGCAAAGUAGUACUAAAUUUGAUACCAGUUGGUUAGAGGAUUUACAUGAAACAAUACUUUUAGAAACUAUGGGAAACAAAAUAAUACCUUUAGUUGUGAAUCCUGGUCGAAUUCUUUUAACGACAAGUCGCCUAUAUUUUCAGCCUUAUAAUAAUGCAGAACCUUGGCCUGUUUUAAAAAUUAAACUGUCUGAUAUCAAAAGGGUAAUCAAAAGAAGAUUUUUGCUCAAACAAGUGGGGUUAGAGUUAUAUUGUUCGAAGCAUUCUUCCACCAAGCAUUUGUUUCUAUCAUUCAAAACUCAAAGUGAACGAGAUACUUUGUAUACAAAAUUAGUCCAAGAGCCUGCUGUAAAAUUGGAUGAUAGUGGACAAGAAAACAUGACUUUGUUAUGGCAAAAUGGGGUGAUAUCUAACUAUGAAUAUCUUUUAUAUCUCAAUAGUUUGGCUGACCGCAGUUUUAAUGAUUUGACACAAUAUCCUGUAUUUCCUUGGGUUUUAUCUGAUUAUACAUCUGAAUCAAUAGAUUUGGCUGACACAUCAAUUUAUAGAGAUUUGACAAAGCCAGUAGGUGCAUUAAAUGAAGAAAGACUGAAAAGACUAAAGGAUAGGUAUAAUGAAAUGGCAGAACCUAAGUUUUUAUAUGGUUCUCAUUAUUCUACUCCAGGUUUUGUGCUUUACUAUCUUGUGAGAAAAAUGCCACAAUACAUGCUAUGCUUACAAAAUGGCAGAUUUGAUCAUCCAGAUCGUAUGUUCAACAGUGUUCCUGAUACAUGGCGCAAUAUUACUACUAAUACUUCUGAUUUUAAAGAAUUGGUUCCUCAGUUUUAUGAUAUAGAAGGAAAAGGAUCUUUUCUAGUUAAUGCAAAAAAUUUAGAUUUUGGUACCAAAAGUGAUGGCUGUAAAGUAGGAGAUGUUGAACUUCCUGCUUGGGCAAAAGAUCCCAUGGAUUUUGUUAAGGUUUUGCGGGAAGCUUUAGAGUCAGAUUAUGUUUCUUGCAAUUUAAAUCAUUGGAUCGACCUCAUAUUCGGCUACAAACAAAGAGGAGAUGAAGCAGUGAAAGCAAAUAAUGUAUUUUAUCACUUGACUUAUGAAGGAGCUGUUGACUUAGACAGUAUAAAUGAUGUGAAUGAAAGAUAUUCUCUAGAAGUUCAAAUUAUGGAAUUUGGACAAAUUCCUAAACAGUUGUUCACAAAACCACACCCUCAAAGGAGGUUGCCUUCACCAUUAGACAAUCUCUCUGAUCCCAUUCAAAAUUUAAUUUCUUCUAAAAGUAGCAGAACUUCAUCUGUAUCAAGUACCAGAUCUGAAUCAUCAUCAAAAAGAUGGAAUAAAGAUGUUACAAAGCUUACGCUUUGUUUCGAUUGUAAAGGACACAAAGAAGUCAUCACUGAUGUUUGCAUUACCAGAGAUAAAAAACACAUCUUUUCUGUUUCAAAAGAUGGUCUUCUUAAAAUGUAUUCUUUAGAAGAAAAAAGACAAUUAAGAAGUAUCAAUGUAUAUAACAUGGCCUUAUCUUCUUGUUCAUUGAUGGAAGACGGUCGUACAGUUAUUGUUGGUUCUUGGGACAAUUAUGUAUAUUUAUAUAAUGUUGAAUAUGGAAAACUUUUAGCUACAACUAUGGCUCAUGAUGAUUGUGUAACUGAUAUAUGCUUUAAUAAUGGCUUACUUGCCACUGCAUCUCUGGAUUCUACAGCAAAAGUUUGGAGAUACGAAGCAGUUGAAGGAAUGCGUCCAACUUUCAAUUUAAGUGCAGAGCUUGAUCACGAAUCUGGUGUAUACUGUCUUGAUAUAAAUGAAAAAAAUACCAUUCUUGUUACUGGAAGUUGUAGUGGUUAUAUUUAUAUAUGGGAUUUGAAUUCAUAUGUACUCAUAGGACAGCAUCAAUUUCACAUGGGUGUCGUAUAUGAUGUUAAAUUCAGUCCAGAUGGUCAAAAAGUAGUUUCUUGUGGUGGUGAUAAGACUUUGAAGAUUAUAGAUAGUCAAACAGCUACUUUGCUUUUUAGUACAGAAACAAAGGAAGAUCUGAGGUGCUUAUGCUGGGAUGGAUGUGUUGCAAUGGUAGGAACAACAUCUGGAAAUCUACUAAUUUGGGAUCUUUUCAAGGGUGAAUUACUUCAGACUUUGCCUGCCCAUUCAGGUGCUGUAUCUUGUGUAUCAAUAUCAGGGAAUGGUGAAAUAUUAGUAACAGGUGGAGAAGAUCUCAGAACUAUAGCCUGGCGAAUACAAGAUGAUUAAAUUUCCCUAUGCCAUAUAUUUGGAAAACAUAAUACUUAACCUGAUACUUUUGUAAAUUGUACAGUAAUAAAUGAUAUUUAUAAGAA
This is a messenger RNA of Argiope bruennichi, 3082 nucleotides long. RefSeq names its product protein FAN-like. Gene Ontology annotation, molecular function: protein binding. Lineage: Eukaryota; Metazoa; Arthropoda; Arachnida; Araneae; Araneidae. The record is from RefSeq and is a predicted model, not a curated record. The transcript has 33 exons. Bases 270 to 2996 code for a protein of 908 amino acids.